Monomorium pharaonis (pharaoh ant) is the source of this 3504-nucleotide messenger RNA. RefSeq lists its product as uncharacterized. Bases 57 to 2348 code for a protein of 763 amino acids. The transcript is spliced from 9 exons. Gene Ontology annotation, molecular function: olfactory receptor activity; odorant binding. The record is from RefSeq and is a predicted model, not a curated record. Gene Ontology annotation, cellular component: plasma membrane. NCBI's taxonomy places the organism in Eukaryota, Metazoa, Arthropoda, Insecta, Hymenoptera, Formicidae. Gene Ontology annotation, biological process: sensory perception of smell; detection of chemical stimulus involved in sensory perception of smell.
AACUGGACUUUUGAAUAUUCAAGUUAAUAAAUUCGCUAAAGAGAAAAAUUGUAAUUAUGCAAAUUCUUUCUCUAAAUUUUUUAAUGUAUACAUUUUGUGGUAUGUGGCGACCAAUCAAGUGGUCAUCGAAUGGUGCAAAAUUGCUGUAUAGUAUAUUUACUGUUUUUGUAAUGUUCUUGGAAUAUUUUUGGGUGUUAACUCAAUUUCUGGAUAUCGUACUUGUUAUCGAUAACAUUGAUGAUUUUGUUGCUAAUUCGUUAAUGCUAGUGAGUGUUAUUGCUGUCUCAUGUAAAGCGACUAUUGUUGUAAUACGUCGUAAUGCGAUCAUCAGCUUAGUGCAAAUAUUGAUAAACGAACCAUGUAAACCUCAAGAUAAAGACGAAGUAACAAUACAGACAAAAUUUGAUCAGUUUAUCAGGUCGUGCUCAAUAAAGUAUUCGUUUUUGGCAACAAGUUCUCUUACAGGCGUUGUAAUGGGAGGAAUAUUAAAUGUCAUGCACGGUCAUUUGCCUUAUCGAAUAUGGUUGCCAUGGGAUUACAACAAUGUGUCUCUAACGUUCUGGAUUAUAUCCAUUCAGCAAAUCGUGACUAUAAUUUUCGCUACUAUCAUAAAUGUUGGCACUGAAACCCUAGUUUUUGGAUUGUUUCUACAAACAUGUGCCCAGUUUGAAAUUUUUGAAAGUCGUCUUUGCAAAGUAAUAGAUGUUAAAAACAUGAAAUGUCUACAUACUUUCCCUUCGUCGAGUAAAGAUAAAACAAAGAUAUCGGAAAGUAUACAUCAUCAUCUCACCAUUUACAAGUAUGCCAAAACAGUAAAUGUUAUAUUCAAUCAAGUACUCUUUAUUCAGUUCUUUGGUAGUAUAUUGGUAUUAUGUACAAGUGUAUAUUAUUUAUCAACACAUAUUUCGGAACUGUCUGGACUUGCAACUUUAUUAGCGUACACCAUUUGCAUGUUUGUACAAAUCUAUCUUUAUUGCUGGUCAGGCAACGAAGUUAUUCUUAAGAGUUUAAACAUAGGAGACGCUAUAUAUCAUAUGAAAUGGCCAUUAUUGCCAGUUAGCGAAAAAAAAGAAUUGCUGAUGAUCAUGAUACGUAGCACAAUUCCUAUCAAGUUCACUAGUAGCUUUCUGAUAACUCUGUCCCUUCAAUCUUACAGCAACGUUAGUAAUACGGUAGUGACAAAUACUUUAUGUAACGAAAAAGAUCCAAAUAUGCAGAUUCUUUCUUUAAAUUUUUCAAUGUAUACCGUUGGUGGUAUAUGGCGACCUGUUGAAUGGUCAUCAAAUGGUGCCAAGCUGCUGUAUAGUAUAUUUACUUUUAUUGUAGUACUCUCGCAAUACUUUUUGGUAUUAACUCAAUUUAUGGAUAUAAUUUUUGUUGUUAACAACAUCGACGAUUUUGCCACUAAUACUUUAAUGUUCUUCACCAUGAUUGCCGUUUGUUGUAAAGCGACUGUCGUUAUAGUGCGUCGGAAUGAGCUCUUCAACUUGGUGCAAGGAUUGUUAGAAGCACCAUAUAAACCUCAAGACGAGGAUGAAAUAGCUAUACAAAUAAAGUUUGAUAAGUUUAUCAGAUCGUGCUCAAUAAAAUACGCACUUUUGGCAACGUGCUCCGUUACAGGCCUAAGCUUAGGAGCAGUGCUAAAUGCUCUGCAUGGUCAUUUGCCAUAUCGAAUAUGGUUGCCAUGGAAUUACAAUAAUAAUGUGUUCUGGAUUUUAUCCAUUUACCAAAUCUUCAUUAUAGUUUUCGCCGCUAUCAUAAAUGUCGGCACGGAAACCUUAGUUUUCGGAUUGUUUAUAGAAACAUGUGCCCAACUUGAAAUUUUUGAAAAUCGUGUUCACAAAUUUAUAACUAAUAAAAUAGUUGGGCGUGCACUCACUUCAUUGAGUGAAAAUAAAAUAGAGUUACCGGAGUGCGUACGUUAUCAUCUCAGCAUUUACAAAUUUGCCAAAAUGGUAAACGUUUUAUUCAACCAGGUGCUUUUUGUUCAAUUCUUUGCAAGUAUAAUAGUAUUAUGUACAAGCGUGUAUUAUCUAUCAAAUCAUAGUUCAGAUAUAUCUGGACUUGUGUUUAUAUUAGCGUACACCAUUUGCAUGUUUGCACAAAUCUUCGUUUACUGCUGGUCCGGAAACGAAGUCAUACUUAAGAGUUUAAGCACAGGAGAUACUAUAUAUCGUAUGGAUUGGCCAUUACUACCAAACAAAGAAAAGAAAGGAUUACUGAUGAUUAUGAUGCGUAGUACAAUUCCUAUAAAAUUUACUAGUAGCUUCUUGAUAAUUUUAUCCCUUCAAUCUUACAAUAAUAUUUUAAAAGCAUCAUAUUCAACAUUUAACGUAUUAAAACAGUAAAAUGUAAAUAAUCGAGAAUAUAUUUGAGCAUGGUAAUAAUGUAGUAUUUGAUAAAUUAGCACUUCUAAAUCUUAUAACUUUCGUUUAAAUACAUAUUUAAUUUUACCUUAGUUCCUACAUCUUCCCCUGAGAAAUAUAUCUUUUUUCUAUAAUUUAAUUUAAAAGAUCAAAAUUCAACAUUGCUCAAACAUUUGACUAUAAUUUAGCCAUUCUUUAAAUCACGUUAUGUAAUUGUUAUUGCAAUUAUUAAUAUUUGCCUUCAGAUUCUAAACAGUUUUUCUUUUUCUUCUUCUGUAUGUCAAGAAUAAAACUUAUCACAGCCAAACAAGAAGUUUAUAUCAAAAUCAAUGCUAAAUGUGAAAUGCGAAUAUUAUACGUGAAAUGUGUAAUCUAUUGCCCAGUUUCUUAUACACUUUCCAUAUUUAUUAAAAAAUUAUAAUACAUUUAAUAUUAAACUUGAUUUCUCUUGAAAGAUUGUCAUAUUGCUCGCAUAUUUAAUUCGUGCAACAAUUAACUAGAAAAGAUAUCUAGCAGUGUCUCCAAGAUAUAUUCCUAGAUUUUGCGUAUAUAGCAAAGUGUUAUACUUUCUUACACAACUUAUUUAUUGUUAUGCAAACACUUUCUUUCAAUUUGUUAAAUAUAUAUUUUCGCCGGAAUAUGGCCUUGUUGAACGUCAUUAAGCGGUCCAAACUGCAGUUUAACGUAUAUUUACAAGUACUGUAUUAUCCUUAGAAUUUUUUGAGCUUAGCCAAUUUAUGGACGUUCUGUUUGUAAUUAAUAAGAUCACUUUCAUUACAAAUUCGCAACUUAAUGUUCGCGAUUAUCGUUGCUAUCACGACGCAAAACGACUUCAUCAUCAACUUGGAACAAUUGCUGACAGCACCUUAAACCUCAAAGAUGAAGUGGUAAUGCAAACGAAAUUUAAUAAGUUUAUUAGAUCGGUAUGUAUAACUGGAUUUUAAUUGUUGUCAAAGUACGAAAGUUUAUGAAAUAUAAUUUUCAAUUUUCUACUUUUCCUACAUUUGUAGGUCAUGGUCGAUAAAAUAUUCACUUUGGUACACAAUAAGUUUGGUAUCCAGAACUGUUACUGUGAUAACGUACAUCAUUUGUUCGUACAAAUUUAUGUUUAUUACUGCUCCAAAAACAUAAAACAAAA